Molecule: messenger RNA, 1491 nt
Organism: Symbiodinium sp. CCMP2592
Lineage: Eukaryota; Dinophyceae; Suessiales; Symbiodiniaceae
Source: the annotation of a GenBank genome assembly
AUGAGCCCACAGCUUCUGCAGAAGUUUGCCGAUGCGGCCAGGAAAGACGUGCUUACAACUCUGCAAGAAGAGCACGGUGUCUCUGAGCUUACAGUGCUGGCAUCCAUCGGGUCCUUUGGAAAGUUCAGCGGCAAGUGCUACGGCGACCUUAUGCGGAAGGUGGAUCCAAGAAUCAAUAUGGCUGAUUCUUACAAGGCCAAGCUCUCCUUCGCCAACCCUCCCGGUGAACAUACACAAGAGCUGUUACUGCCGCACGAACUGUUCAAUUCUAUGUACGAAAAUCAUGGAGAAGCUUUUGUUCGCAACGUUUGUGGCGACGAAGAAGCACGUAUGGAAUUCUGGGAUCGUAUGCGAACGGUUCCUCACCCUGCUUGGGAGGGACAUCCAGUCCAGGCUCGCGACUUGAGGGGGGCGAUCCCCCUCGCCGUGCAUGGCGAUGAAGUACCCAUUGCUGGGAUUGGGAAGCAAUGGAGCAAGAAGCUUCUGAAUGUGUCAUGGUCGAGCUUGUUGGGCGAGACCUCAACCAAGUCGAUACAAUACUGGGCCUUCGGACUGAUCGAGAAAACUGGUAUCAAGGAUGGACCCAGAGCUACCAUGCAGCAGCUCUGGAAGAUCUUUGCCUGGUCUUUGACUGCUCUUUGGCAUGGGUACUGGCCGACGAGAGACCACGAGGGCCGAAGGUUUCCAGAAGGCACCGUGCAGGCCGAGCGAGCCGGCUCAGCACUGGCAAAUGGAUUCUACGGUGUGGUCUGGUCCCUCAUUGGGGACCUCGACUACUUCACGCAAAUUUUGCAGUUGCCCAACUAUAACAAUGCUUCAAUGCCGUGCCCCCUAUGCAAGGCAAACUUAAGCGGCGACCUGACGUGGUCCAACUUUGGCUCUACAGCUCCGUGGCGAGCAAGCUUGUGGCGACCGCACACAUGGCAUGCAUGGGCAGAUCGAAGCCGGAAUCCGAUCUUUUCGAUACCUGGAGUGUCUGCUUUGCAAAUCGCUUGUGAUUACAUGCACUCAAAGUACCUGGGCACGGACCAGGUGCAAUUUGGCAGUGUGCUAUCUCUCCUUUGCUACGACGUCAUGCUGGAGGGCAGUCCAGAGCUCAACCUCGCGGCUUGUUGGCGAUUCAUUCGCGAAUUUUGCAGAGUCCAUCAGACUCCUGUCAGGUACAGGUCCAUGGGCCGUUUGACAAUUUUUACUCGUCGGACUGGUGGGCCCAAGCUCAGAGGCAAGGCUGGCGAACUUAGAUACUUUGGCGAGGUCCUUUUGGCACUAUGGACAACAUAUUGCAACGACGAGCUGCUCAUACACAAGCAGGUCACACUCCUCUUGAAGCAGAACGUCUUCAUGGAAAGGAUGCUCACGGAGCACAAGGGGGAGCUUUUUUUCGAUGAUGGCACAGCUGCUCUGUUUCAACAGGCAUGCAGCGAUAUGCUGCUGGUGCACAGCCAGCUGGCUUUGCACUUCGCUUCGGAGGGAUGCUCUACUUUGCUUUGA